AUGCAGCCUGAGCUGAUUGGCAGUGAUCUCGAUGUCAGCAAGGACGAGGUGCUGUCUCUGGAGGCCAGACUUGACGAUAUGUCGCUGGAGCGUUGCCUCAUGAUCAUUCGGCACGUCAAGGAAAUCCACAAGUACGAUCAGAACUUCCCCGGCUCCGCCCUCGCCCGGAUCAACGAGUUCCUCGGCAACCCAGACAUCAUCGACCGCCCAGAGAAGUACGAGGACAUCAUCAACGAGAUGAAGAUGGAGGCGCUCCUCUCGACCGAGAACUCGCCGUACGCAGAGGUCCGCGCCAACGUCGACAACACGGACAAUCCUUCCAUGCCCUCCCUCACCAUUCGGGUAUGGGUCAUCGGGUGCAUCUUCAGCGCUGCCGGAUCCUUCAUCGACUCCUUCUUCCUCAUGCGCAACCCACCCGUCUACAUUGGUGCCAACGUCGCCCAGCUCUUGGCCUACCCCUGCGGCAAAUUCAUGGCUCGUGUCCUUCCCGACAAGCGGUUCAAGCUCUUCGGUCGCGAGCACAGUCUCAGCCCCGGCCCCUUCAACCGCAAGGAGCACAUGCUCAUCACCAUCAUGGCCUCGGUCUCUUUCGGUGCUUCGUACACCACCUACAUCGUACCCACCCAGGCCAUGCCUUUCUGGUUCAAUGAGGCGUACGCUCGCAACUUCGGCUACCAGAUCCUCAACUCCAUUGGUAUCAACUUUGUGGGGUACGGUUUAGCUGGUCUCACAAGACGAUUCUUGGUCUACCCCGCUGCGGCAGUCUGGCCGGCGUCCCUGUCCACCAUGGCGCUGAACAAGGCGUUCCACACCGAGGUCAACGAGCCCGUCAAAGGUCCCUUCGGCAAGAUCUACACCAUGUCCAGGCAGCGCCUCUUCCUCUGCGCCUUCCUCGCCAUGUUUGCCUACUUCUUCUUCCCUGGCUUUAUCUUCCAGGCCUUGUCCUACUUCGACUGGAUGAGCUGGAUCUCCCCGGACAACAUCGCGCUCUCGGCCAUCACCUCCACCUACGGUGGUCUCGGUCUCAACCCCAUUCCCUCCUUUGACUGGAACAUCAUGUCGGUCUGGCUGGUGCCCCUUACCAUCCCGACCUUCUCCAUCAUGAACCAAUUUGUCGGUCUUUUGGUGGUCGUCCCUCUCACUGCUGGUAUCUGGUUCAGCAAUGCCUGGAACACCGGUUACCUGCCCAUCAACGACAACCACACCUGGAACAACAUGGGCGGCCGGUUCAACGUGACCAAGAUUCUCACCAACUCGCGGCUCGACGACGCCAAGUACCAAAAGUAUUCACAGCCAUGGGUCUCGGCCGGCUACAUCACCGCCUUCUCGUCCUACUUUGCUCUGUACGGCGCGACCGUAUCCUACGUCAUCCUCUACCAUCGUCAGCAGGUCGCCGGCGCGGCCAAGCAGGUCUGGAAGAGCGUUCUCGUCACCCUUCGCCUCCGUCGGCAGGAGGAGGACGAGGACGAAUUCGCCGAGGACAUCCACUACAAGCUCAUGAAGGCCAACUACAAGGACGUCCCCGAGUGGAUGUACGGUAUCAUCCUCCUCGUCUCGAUGGUCAUCGGCAUGAUCGGUAUCGGCAUCUACCCUACCGACACCUCACCGGUCGUCGUCAUCUUCGGUAUUAUCAUGCCUCUUAUCGCCCUCGUCCCCGUCGGUCUCGUGCAAUCGGUCACCGGUAUCCAGGUCGCCCUCAACGUGCUCGCCGAGUUCAUCGGCGGUUCCUUCGUCGAGGGCAAUGCCAACGGCUUGAUCUGGUUCAAAACCUACGGUUACAUCUCGUGCUACCAAGCGCUCGCCUUCAUUAACGAUCUUAAGCUCGCCCACUACACCAAGAUCCCCCCCUACUACACCUUCGUCUGCCAAAUCGUCGCCACGCUCAUCUUCACCUUUGUCAGCGCUGGUAUUCUCAACUUCCAGAUGUCGUUCAAGGACGUUUGCACCAAAAACGCUGCUUUCGGUUUCACCUGCCCCGGUCACAACACCUUCUUCACCUCGGCCGUCUUCUGGGGUACUCUCAGCCCCAAGCGACUGUUCGGUCCUGGCAGGAGGUACAACUUGAUGCUUCUUGGCUUCCCCGUCGGCAUCAUGCUUCCAAUCAUCCACUGGGCGCUGCGUCGCCGCUUCCCGAAGGCGGAGUGGCUCCGUCAAGUCCACCCCGUCAUGCUGUGCGCCGGUCCCGCGCUUUGGGGUGCUCCUUACAACUUGGGUUACUUCUUCGGGAACGUCCCGGUAGUCCUGUUCUCUUGGCAGUACCUCCGUCGCAAGUACCCCGGCUUCUGGUCCAAGUACAACUUCGUCGUUGCUGCUGCAUUCCCCGCCGGUAUCGCCAUCUCGGCCGUCGUCAUCUUCUUUGCCCUCCAGCUCCCCAACGGCGGCUUCAGCAUCGAUUGGUGGGGGAACAACGUGGUCGGGGAGGGUGCCAUCGGCGUUCCUCUGUUGGACAUCCCCGAAAUUGGCUACUUCGGCCCGGAACCCAAUACGGGUUCGUUCAUCUAG
This is a messenger RNA of Dioszegia hungarica, 2502 nucleotides long. RefSeq names its product OPT oligopeptide transporter protein-domain-containing protein. The transcript has 9 exons. NCBI's taxonomy places the organism in Eukaryota, Fungi, Basidiomycota, Tremellomycetes, Tremellales, Bulleribasidiaceae. Bases 1 to 2502 code for a protein of 833 amino acids. Gene Ontology annotation, biological process: transmembrane transport. The record is from RefSeq and is a predicted model, not a curated record. Gene Ontology annotation, molecular function: oligopeptide transmembrane transporter activity.